Oncorhynchus kisutch (coho salmon) is the source of this 2738-nucleotide messenger RNA. Its product is annotated as tubulin alpha chain, testis-specific. The record is from RefSeq and is a predicted model, not a curated record. Gene Ontology annotation, molecular function: GTP binding; structural constituent of cytoskeleton. NCBI's taxonomy places the organism in Eukaryota, Metazoa, Chordata, Actinopteri, Salmoniformes, Salmonidae. The transcript is spliced from 7 exons. Bases 1427 to 2674 code for a protein of 415 amino acids. Gene Ontology annotation, cellular component: microtubule. Gene Ontology annotation, biological process: microtubule-based process.
GGAGAAAUGUCAGUUGAUAGAACAAAACAUUUUUCAUUUUACCCAAACCCCUAUAAUAAAAUCAGAGAAACUGAUAAUUUUGAGGUGGGCUCUAGAUUUUUCCCAGAGCUGUAGAUGUUCAGUAAGUCCAGUAGACAUGAGGGCUUUAACCCCAGAAAUGCUCACCUCGAAAGCCCCUUGCAUUAUGAAGAGCAGGAUGCAACUGGACUGAGGGGAGAUGCAUGUAGACCAUGUCAACUUCCUCCAGCCAUAGAGACAAUGCAUUAGUUAUAUAUACAUCACUUUCACUACCAUUGUUUUGUACCCUAUUCCAUGUAAAAUGGUCAUUGUGGUAUAGGUAAACACCCAUCCAUUAUGGAGAUCUGUAAUCCCUGGCAGUGAACCUGAAGUAGUAGACUUACUCGUGCUGUGUAGAUACCUGCAUCUGAAGAGAAGCAAGGAGAAGUGAGCACAGUCCAUCUCAUAGACACUGACUAAUGUUAACUGUAGCUAGAUUCAGUGUGUAGAUUAAUUUGGUCACUGGUCAGCUUAUUCAUUACCUGUGUUUGGUAUGUAGGCUGUGCAAAUGUUGGUGGUGACUUUUGUUGUAGACCAGGGAGGUUUUGGUAUUGAGGGGUCCUACGACUCCAUCAGUCAAAACAGCGGAGAAGGACGCAUUUGGUCUGUUAGUGAAUUCAAAGAUUAAUUUAAAAUUCCUUAUAUGAAGCAAACCAGACUGCACCAUACAUUUUUUGUAAUUUUUUUAUGGAUAGCCAGGGGCACACAUUAUUUACAAAUUAAGCAAGUGUGUUUAGUCCUCCAGAUCAGAGGCAGUAGUGAUUACUGCGUGAAUUGCACCAUUUCCCCGUCCUGCUAACGAGUACUUUUGGGUGUAUGGAGUAAAAAGUACAUUAUUUUCUUUAGGAAUGUAGUAAAGUAAAUAUAAAUAGUAAAGUACAGAUACCCAAAAAAACAACUGACGUAAUACUUUAAGUAUUUUUACUUAAUUAUUUUGCUAGUUUAUGGCUUUAAUGAUGUCCCAUGUUUGACUGCUUUUAGUGUCUUAAAACUAUUUAAUUUGAGUGGUCUUUGUAUCUGUAUUUUAUAUUGUCAACUAUUGUAUCAUUUGUGGAGUGAAACUUUGUUUAUCUAACUCUUUUUCAAAUGUUUUUUAAUAGAAUACCUGUUCUACAAACCAGAUUGAACCCUAUUGAAUGAUGAGUAGAAGAACAUGGACAAGAACAACACACACAUCCGAAAGAUGAUUUCAUUUGAGCACUUUGUCCAGCAUCAUUAUUGGUAACCCUGGACAAGUGCUAUAGAGCAGUUUCCUUUGGGCUAGAAGCGUGAGUGCAUCUCUAUCCACGUUGGUCAGGCCGGUGUUCAGAUCGGGAAUGCCUGCUGGGAACUGUACUGCUUGGAACAUGGGAUCCAGCCCGAUGGGCAGAUGCCUAGUGACAAAACCAUCGGCGGGGGGGAUGACUCCUUCAACACUUUCUUCAGCGAGACCGGAGCGGGAAAACAUGUCCCCCGUGCUGUGUUUGUGGACCUCGAACCAACUGUUGUUGAUGAGGUUCGCACCGGGACAUACCGUCAGUUGUUCCACCCGGAGCAGCUCAUCACCGGUAAAGAGGAUGCCGCCAACAACUAUGCUCGUGGCCAUUACACCAUUGGCAAGGAGAUCGUCGACCUGGUGCUGGACCGAGUUCGCAAGCUGUCGGACCAGUGCACUGGGCUUCAGGGCUUCCUGAUCUUCCACAGCUUUGGUGGUGGAACCGGCUCCGGCUUUGCCUCUCUGCUCAUGGAGAGACUGUCUGUGGACUAUGGCAAGAAGUCCAAACUGGAGUUUGCCAUAUACCCCGCCCCUCAGGUGUCCACAGCAGUGGUGGAGCCCUACAACUCUAUCCUGACCACCCACACCACCCUGGAACACUCAGACUGUGCCUUCAUGGUCGACAACGAGGCCAUCUACGACAUCUGCCGUCGUAACCUGGAUAUCGAGCGCCCCACUUAUACUAACCUCAACAGGCUCAUAGGCCAGAUCGUCUCCUCCAUCACAGCUUCUCUGCGUUUCGAUGGAGCCCUCAAUGUGGACCUGACUGAGUUCCAGACCAACCUGGUGCCAUACCCCCGUAUCCACUUCCCCCUGGUCACCUACGCACCUGUCAUCUCUGCUGAGAAGGCCUACCACGAGAUGCUUUCUGUGGCAGAGAUCACCAAUGCUUGCUUCGAGCCAGCCAACCAGAUGGUGAAGUGUGACCCUCGCCAUGGCAAGUACAUGGCCUGCUGCAUGCUGUAUCGUGGAGAUGUGGUGCCCAAGGAUGUGAAUGCUGCCAUCGCCACCAUCAAGACCAAACGCACUAUCCAGUUUGUUGACUGGUGCCCCACCGGCUUCAAGGUAGGCAUCAACUACCAGCCACCCACGGUGGUGCCAGGUGGAGAUCUUGCCAAGGUCCAGAGAGCCGUUUGCAUGUUGAGCAACACCACAGCCAUCGCUGAGGCCUGGGCUCGGCUCGACCACAAGUUUGAUCUGAUGUACGCCAAGCGUGCCUUUGUGCACUGGUAUGUGGGAGAGGGUAUGGAGGAGGGGGAGUUCUCUGAGGCCAGAGAAGAUCUGGCUGCCCUGGAGAAGGACUACGAGGAAGUGGGAGUGGAUUCGGUGGAGGGAGAGGCUGAGGAAGGAGAGGAGUACUGAAUCCUGACCUGAUUGAAAAAUGUUUUACUGUUGAUUGGUAAUUUUAAUAAAAGUUCUGUUUUCA